Molecule: messenger RNA, 1664 nt
Organism: Beta vulgaris subsp. vulgaris (sugar beet)
Lineage: Eukaryota; Viridiplantae; Streptophyta; Magnoliopsida; Caryophyllales; Amaranthaceae
Product: putative transcription factor bHLH086
Exons: 5
Coding region: 212-1264 (350 amino acids)
Biological process (GO): regulation of DNA-templated transcription
Molecular function (GO): protein dimerization activity; DNA-binding transcription factor activity
Source: RefSeq, a predicted model, not a curated record
GUCUUUCUCUAAGAAAAAGCUAAUAAAGUUGUGUCCUUUAUCUUUAAAAUUAUUGCUACAUAUUCUAUUCUAGCUUGUUCUUGAUUAGGGUUUGAGCUAGCCCUAAAUAUAUCUAGUUUUCAACUCACAAACUCAUCUAAACUAAAAAUUACACUACUACAAAAUCUUUUUUUCCCCUCUAUUAUACAUAGCUAUAUCUAGUUUGCUACCUAUGGCACUUGCAAAAGAUCAUCAUCAAACACCCUCUUGUUCUUUCUAUGGAAAUAUGUUAGAAGCCGGUUCGUCGCUUCAAUUCCCUCAUAUUUCCCCUUAUAAUUAUAGUUUUGAUGAUUUUAAUCAAAAACAAGAUGGUGAUAGUUUAGAAAGCCCUAAUAGUAAUAAUAAGAUGAUUAGCAAUAAUCAAGUCUUAAGCUCUUCUCCACCCCUCUCUAGCUCAAGUAGUGCAACUUCUAGCAAUAAUGGUUUUGUAAUCCAUCAUCCUCAAGCUUCAAAUUAUCAACCUCAUGAAGAAGCUCACUCUUUGAUUAACUUUAAAGCAGGGUAUGAUAGCUUCAUGCAUAGUGGUGGAUCUUUACUUAGCUUCCAACAAGAGGAACAAACAACUUAUUCUAAUGAUCACCACCACUUCCCAAUAUGGGAGGGUAGUAGUACUAGUAGUAUGAGUCAUGAUCACCUUAAAAUUAUGAAGAAUUGUAAUUCAAACAUGCGCCUUUUGGAAGAGGUUAAUUGCUUACAAACCUCGAGUGGCGGCGGCGGUGGUGGUGGUGGCUAUCAAGACGAGGCUAAUGAGUGGUUGUACGUCGAGGCAACCGACGAUCUCCCUCAAGAGAAUGGAACACAACAGACAUGUUUUAACAAGAGACCUCGUAUGGAGGAAGAAAACAUGCAAAUCUCCAAGAAGCAGUGCACAAAUGGUGCCUCAAAAAAGCCUGCAAAAAUCAAAUCUUCCAUUUCAAAGGAUCCACAAAGUAUUGCAGCUAAGAAUCGACGAGAGAGAAUCAGUGAGAGGCUAAAAAUACUCCAAGAUCUUGUGCCUAAUGGUUGCAAGGUUGAUUUGGUGACCAUGUUAGAGAAAGCUAUUGGCUAUGUCAAAUUUCUUCAGUUGCAAGUGAAGGUAUUGGCAACCGAUGAAUUUUGGCCUGUGGCUGGUGGCAAAGCUCCAGAUAUUUCUCAAGUAAGGGAGGCCAUUGAUGCCAUUCUUUCAUCUCAAAGAUCAGAACCGGCGACAACAACAACGACGACGACAACAACAACAACGAGCUAGCUAGUUCAAGCUCAUAGUAGGAGGAAAGAUCAAUAAAAGACAUGUUAAGGAAGUAAGAAGAAGAAGAUGAUGAUGAGGCAAGAAGUUAAGAUCAGACAAAGGGAAUUAAAAAUAAUAGUAAAAAAAUAAGAAGUCAUAGGGACAAAGUUCUCAGACAAAUUAAUUACUUAACUAGUAGCAAAGACCUAGGUAGUAAUAGUACUACUUGAAGGAGUUUGGGAGUUUUUGGCUAGAUUUCAUGGAGACAAAAGAUAUUGUCAAUGUUUAUUAAUUUGUUUGUAUUUCCUUGUUUUCUAACUUGUUUUUGUUUCCUAUGAUCAUAAAUGUAAUGCCAAAUUUCCAAGCUACUGUUUGAGAUUGUGCUGAAUACUAAUAAGAUAACUUACAAAAUUGCUGCAAA